Molecule: messenger RNA, 1485 nt
Organism: Branchiostoma floridae (Florida lancelet)
Lineage: Eukaryota; Metazoa; Chordata; Leptocardii; Amphioxiformes; Branchiostomatidae
Exons: 3
Coding region: 322-1290 (322 amino acids)
Source: RefSeq, a predicted model, not a curated record
UCUUUGGUUUCUUUGGUUCAACUCGCAACUCUUUGCCGUUAGCAAACUUGUCCGUACGUGUUAAGUCUCGGUCACGAACGUCGUAGGUCGUCGUAGUAUGAAUACUGUAUGUGUAUUUUGAAGCACAGAACGAUAGACGACAGGGAUUUCCGACAGCCUUUUCCGUAAACAGACAGCUGAAUAAUUUUUGUUCGACAAAUGCACGGAUCUCAGUUUGCGAGCGUAUUACCGACAACCAUACGACGUAUGUCCUUACGGUCGCUGACCCCGACGCCGAUGACGACAACGACGCCCGUGUACAUGUUUCCAGGCAUCUAAAACAUGGCUUCCAAGCAAGGGAAGAAGGCCAAGUUCAAAGUAAGAAAUCUGUUCUCGAAGAACAAGUACAAGAAGUUCUCCAGGUCUAAGGAACGGCUCCCGCGUCACAAGGAGUCGGACGAGUCAUUAACAACUUUACGUGAUGACGUCGUGGAAGAAAACGAAGAACUGAACUUCGAUCUUAAGACCAGCCAUACCACAGUAGUUAAUAAAUCCCAACAGCAGAAACGCCGCAGCGUGAGGUUAGAUGUUGGGGACAUGUUGUACGGCGGGCAGGUCGACCGGGAGACGGAGCCUUCUUCCUCGGGCCACACGGGCACCGACUCCCGCGGGGGAGAGGGGGCACGGCCCGGGGAGGAGCAAGACUUGGACCUGCCACUUGUCGCGAAUGACGAUGAAGAGACUUUCUUGAGCGAGGAUAACACUAUCGAGAAAGUGUUUUCUGCUGAAAUAAAUCCAGACAGGGGUACAGGAGAAAGUGUAAAGCUUGGCGAAAAGGAGAAUGAUUCUUCGAGCGACGCUGAAACUACCGAGAAAGUGUGUUUAGCAGAAGUGCACACGGACAGAAAUGCAGAAAACUUGACACGCCCCAGCGAAAACGUAAUGAACUCUGCCAACAUCGAUGUAACAGGUAACUUUACACCAUCGGAGGAGAGGGCACCCUCUCUUUCCAAGAAAGUCGAAGGAAAGUCGAAGAAGAAACGUAAGAAAGUGACCUUUUCGCCGACGUCCACCAAGUACAUACAGCUGGAAGCCUCCCGGGAAACAUUGGACAUCUAUGUGGUGGAAGAGCAGACGAUCAAGAAGAAGAAAUCCAAGAAGAAGAAAAUAAGAAAGAGAAUCCGCAAGGCGGCGCGGCUGAGCUGGCGGUACCUGGUGGCGGGCUUCCAGAACAUGACGUUGGCGACGCCGUUCUACGUCACCACGACCACCGUGGAGGGCAUGUACAUGCCGCGGCCCAGUAACCCAUGACAACCGUUACCAAGGCAACGUCGAGAAGGAAGUUCUGAAGAAAUCCAACAUCUGCCUUAGAGCCGCCAAGACUGUUGUUGUUCGAUUGUGAACGAGCACGUAAAAUGUUUGAAGAAGAAAACUAAUAGUCAAGGGCAGGGCCCUAAUCAAACGUUGUAUUAACAAAGCAAAAUUACCUCUGCAGGGGAUUUUAUU